Messenger RNA from Ornithorhynchus anatinus (platypus), 2159 nucleotides. RefSeq names its product ring finger protein 138 (gene RNF138). The record is from RefSeq and is a predicted model, not a curated record. NCBI's taxonomy places the organism in Eukaryota, Metazoa, Chordata, Mammalia, Monotremata, Ornithorhynchidae. The transcript has 6 exons. Bases 68 to 700 code for a protein of 210 amino acids.
GUCCGUCCGUCCUUCUCCUCGGGCGGCGCAGGGAGCCGAGGCCGCCGCCGCCGCCGCCGCCAUCGCCAUGUCCGCCGAAGCCUUCUCCGAGCGGCCGGAUUUCAGCGAGGACGAUUUCUACUGCCCCGUCUGUCAGGAGGUCUUCAAGACCCCCGUGCGGAUCACCGCCUGUCAGCACGUUUUCUGUAGAAAAUGUUUCCUGACUGCUAUGAGGGAAAGUGGAGUACAUUGCCCUUUCUGCCGAGGAAAUGUGACCAGAAGAGAAAGAGCAUGUCCCGAAAGAGCUUUGGACAUUGAAAACGUCAUGAGGAAGUUCUCUGGCAGCUGCAGAUGCUGUGCCAAACAGAUUAAAUUCUAUCGGAUGAGGCAUCACUACAAAACCUGUAAGAAGUAUCAAGAUGAAUAUGGUGUUUCCUCUGUCAUUCCAAACUUCCCAAUCUCCCAAGAUUCAGGAGGGAAUAGUAAUCGGAGUGGAACAUCUACAUCUGAUAAUACAGAAUCGCUUCCAAGAGAGUCAAGUGCAAGUGUGCAUCCCACAUUUAAGUGUCCCUUGUGUCAAGAAACCAACCUGACAAGGCAGCGUUUACUGGAUCACUGUAAUAGUAGCCACCUCUUUCAGAUUGUUCCCGUGAACCUUCAACUAGAUGAGGAGACGCAAUACCAAACUGCUGUUGAGGAGUCUUACCAACUGAAUUUCUAAAAGUGCAGUCACCUGCCUCUUCUGCCUGCCAGUGCCACCUGUAAGAAAAAACUUCGUGAUUCACGUUUCAACAGCCUGAGGUGUACAUAAAUAAAACAGAAUUCAAUAUCUUGUUGGUUUUUUCAAUCGCAAAAAUAGGGGUUUUGUUGUUGUUGGGUUUUUUUUACACCCUACCCUCUUUUUUGAUCAAAUAAUAUAAGGUUAUGGUAUUGUAAAAUAAAGGAGUUUUUUUUCACCUGGUGUUGGUGAAAAUUUAGUCAGUGUUGAUGUAAAUGUCGUACCUUUAUUCUUUCUCGCAUUAAAUUUCUUUGAACUUCUCAUUUGUAUUUUGUGAGGUUUUCCCACUGUUUGUUCACUGUACAGUAAAUAACAUUAGUAAAAUAGGAAAAACAAAAUGGAUGUUAGCUCUUGUCUGAGCCAGUAAUAAUUGUACAAUAGAAACUUUGAAAAUGUUCCGAUUAUUCAAUAUUUCUUAGGGUGGUUUCUAGUUCAGGAAUUUAUUAGGAAAAAUAUGCAUGUACAUGUUUUUUGGUAUUUUGAAGGGUAGUGAGAUUUCUUGAAUGUUAACUUUUAAAAAAUGAAAACAAACGUUAUUUUUAGAUAUGGAGUAUCGCCACUCGGUUUCACUUCCCACCUGGUGAAAGAACCGGUAUACUAGUAGCAGGCGGAAAAUAGAGUUCAAAUACCGUUGGGCAAUUUGAAGUGGGUAGUGAGUCCCUUGACUGAAAGGAGCUCUUUGCCCUGAAAAUGCCAAGCAGUUGCCAUUGGCCCUCAGACUUUGAUAGCAAGUGCUCAGAGGAGUUAAGGGAGCAGUGACUUGGGAGAGAUUUUUUCAAGGAAGUGGUAUCGAAGUGAGGUUUGACCCCUUCUCUCUGAGUAUGUCAGAGUUCCAUUUUAUUAUUCCUAAAGAUCAAAUGUAAAUGCUCUACAUUUUUGGCACUUUACAGGUAGCGUGUGUAUCUGUAGUAUCAACCGAACUGGGGUUAUCGAAAAGUAACUUGGGAGGUUAGACUAUCUUAUUCUGUUGGGUUGAGUAUCUUCUCUCCAUUGAAACCCAUUCAACAAGUGAGGUGCUAAGUUGCUUAUCUGUGUGUCUCGCAUUUUAGAGGGUAAAAAUUGUUUGGGUGAUUCAGGAGAGCAGUUCCCCGGGGCCACCCUGAGUACAGCCUGAGUUGAUCAUGCUCACCAGUGACAGUGUUGAGUGCCAGCCCCCUGCAUUACAACACAUCUGGGAGGGCCUGAAUCACUGCAGAGGAGGAAAAGGGGACUCUUGGAUAUUCCAUGCUUUAUGUACUGUUUAUGCUACCUUCAAAAAUGAGCAGAUAAUGGAGACCUCAAACCAGUUUGCUGCUAAUAUUUGUAAAAAGAUCUAUUUUGAUUUUGUUAAAAAUCUCCAGAAUGUUAACUUUUUUACAGUGAACAUUUCUAACUGAUUUAAUAAAAACUGUUAUUAAUUUUG